Molecule: messenger RNA, 4604 nt
Organism: Drosophila sechellia
Lineage: Eukaryota; Metazoa; Arthropoda; Insecta; Diptera; Drosophilidae
Exons: 11
Coding region: 1596-4388 (930 amino acids)
Cellular component (GO): membrane
Source: RefSeq, a predicted model, not a curated record
AGUUGAGCCCCUCAUAUAAAGGCUUAAAUGUUUAUAUGGAGGUUGGGCCGGGUCAGUGGGGCGUAAAUUUUCCGAGACACGGCGAAAAAAUCUGUUGAGCAUUGGCCGGUUGUCAGGGCACUCAUAUCUGGUAAUUUGGCGACCGAACACGUGCUUUGAUCCCAAUCGAUAUGAACAUGUAAUUUCCCUAUCUCUAAUGAGUUUUUCCGUCCAUGUGCAGGUGCUAUCGAGGAAUAUGCUUGAUUUUGGUCAGUUCAGUACGGUCUUCGCUUCUGUUUGCAACGCUGUACAAACUUAUAGAAUUCUUCGCUGGGGAAAUGCAUGAAACUUUUGCGAUACUGGCACGAUUAUCCCGUUCAACACCCUUCAAGAGUGCCAGGACAGCAUUCAGUGGAAUUUUCGAGUGGAGAGGCGAUUAUUUCACUGCCUUUGAAUACGGCUGAUGCUGUUGAGUUGUGACGGAAGGUAAGGAAAUACCAGUUAAUAUCAUUAGAUCCAACUAGCAAAUCUUGAAAUUAUCAUUUUACACUGUGCAAUUCGCUGCUCUCUUUUUGUAUCUUCACCGCCCUAAUCCCCACAGCGUUCAAAUCUCGAGGGGGUGUAUCUGCGCAUCUCCGGUGGGCGAACCUUGGCCUACCCAGUGAUCUUUCGCCAGCCUCCAGAUCCCCGACCUCCUCAGUCCUCGGGCUGCCAGUCACUCUGGCGGAGAUCGCGACAUUGUCGCACGUCAGCCGUCGCUCAGGUUUCGUUGGCUUUUAUCUCCAUUCAAGAAAUCCGGAGACAUUAUCUCUCGGCAAUCUUGUCGCAUCAACAAAACACCAACAAUAAGAGCUCGGGAUCGGUCACCAACACAGCGAGCCACGCUCCAAUUUAAGUUAGAAUCACCAUCAUCAUUAUGAUCAUCAGUGUGCUCAGAGAUCCGGGGGAUAUGGGAUCUGGAGAUCUGUAGAUCUGUAUAUCAGUCUAUCUGAAGAUCUGUGUAUCUGUAUAUCUGUGUAUCUGGGGAUAUAGCUGAGAGGUUGAUAAGACGUUUUAAUUUUCCUGCAGCUCAGUCACGAAGCGAACGGCGACUGGAAAAGUUCGAGCGGCAAGCCAGGAAGGAAAAAUCGUGAGCGAAUAGGGAAAGUGUGGAAAGUGAGCAAUUGAAAGGAAAAUCCCAAAGAGGAAACCUUGAAAAGUGCGGGGAAACGGAAAAGCUAAUUGAAAGCAAUAAAGAUCAAGUAUUAGAUGUCGUGAAAAACCAAAACCGAAACCAAAGCAAUCAGUGAUUUAGCGUGUAAUAUAUGUUAUAUAUGUAUGCAUAUUUAUACAUACAGCGACAGCAACUGGCUUGGUCUGCCUGGAUGAUCACAAAUUUCAAUUGAAUUUAAUCAAAAUCACAAGAAAAAGCCAGCGAGAGAAAUCGUAAAAGGCAAAUAAACUACGGAUUUAAUUUCGAGUGCCUGCCAUGUGUUAGUCUGUGUGCGUAUCUGUGUGUGACCGAGAAACUUAGAUCGGUUGCAGUUUUUCGCGCGCCGCUGGCCGCUUUUCAUUGAAACGAACUUCAACACAGUCCACGCACAGUCUAUGCAAAUAGCCGAGUGUUAGUUGGGAAAAUGGGGAAAAUGGUCAGCGAGGAAAUCGCCACGGAUCCGGCGGCAUCGGAAAAAGUGGAGCUGUCGCGAUUCGGAGAGUUCUGCCAGCGGCGCGGCAUCAAUCCCAACCUGAUAAUGCUGAAGAUAACCCUUUUCGUGAUGUAUGGCGCGACCUCAUCCCUGCUGCCCUACCUCACGAUUCACAUGCAGUCGAUUGGACUCACGGUGGAGGAGAUUGCCAUCAUCUACCUGGCCCUGCCGUUCACCACCUUCCUCAGCCCGCCCAUAACAGGCUUCCUCGUUGACAAAUUUGGCAAAUACAAACCGGUCGUUGUGAUGAGUCUGCUCCUGAAUGCGAUUUUCCACCACUCGCUGCUCUUUAUUCCGCAGCAGGAGAUUCCGGGCGUGGUGCCAUCGGCGUUCGUAUUGAGACAUCCAGACAGCGGCGACAUCGAGGUCUGGUGGUCGCCGUGUCCGAGUCGAGAAUGUCCAGAGGAGCCGGAGCUGGAAUUGGCCGUGCAUCAGUGCGUCGACUAUUGUUUGAUGCAGGAGCAAGUUAAUCCCCAGCUUUACACGAAUACCCCGGCGUAUGAUGUGCGCCCGACAGCCACCUCGUCCACCACGCAGAGAUCCCAGCUAACAGCAACCACAACAAGGACGACCACAAUGGAACCCUCCUCGGAAUCGAGCUCAUCGCCGGCCCCAACCACAUCGACCACCACAUCGCCGGCGUCAUCAUUGCCAGCAUUAUUCGCAACGCAAACGAGGAGCAGAUACCAAGAAGUACUUAAUAUGUCAUCGACCAUGUUCCCGCCGAUGUCCCAGCUGAAGGACGCGUUGGAGGAGGGUGUGGAGCCCGGCCAGUCAUCGUCAGCCGAACUGUCGGCCAUGUCCAUGCAGGGAUUGAAUUUGUCAGACAGCAGCCAGAAGAAGUUGCUUUGGAGCAGUUGGGUGCACUCGGACAACGACGAUGCCACCUACUUCAUGCUGCAAAUGCAUCCCGAUCUCGCCGAUCCCACCGAGCAACUAGGCAUGGAGAUCGAGCAGGACGCCAACGAGACCGUCACCGACAUCCUGCAGAGAUUCGGUCACGACUACUUGGUCAGGGGUAACAUAAACCUCACGGACAUGGACGAUCUGGAUUUGAGAUGUGGCGGCUUAGUUCGCCGCACGAAUAUGACCAAUAUCGCAUCCGGAGCCGUUGAGUGCAUGAUGCAGCGUUGCACUUUCACGUUGAAUGCGCCGGAAAUCUGUCCGCCGGACUACAAGGAGACCGAUGAGAUCAUAUUCUGGGUGUACUUCUUGCUCAGAUUUUUGGCCACCACGAUGCUGUCCGCCGGAGUAACCAUCAUGGAUCCAAUUGCCCUGACAAUGAUUGAGAAGUACGGCGGAGACUUUGGACGUGAGCGUCUGUUCUCCAGCAUCGGAAUGGCCAUAUUCUCGCCGAUAACGGGCAUUAUGAUUGAUUACUCCUCGAGGGGCCUGGGGUACACGGACUACUCGGCAGCCUUCUAUACGUACGAUGUUCUGCUGGUGAUAUCCACGAUGUCGGUACUUAUGAUGCCUCUUGGCGAGAAACUGCCAGCCGACAAUGUGUUCCGGGAUCUGUGGAAUCUCCUCAAGAUGCCCCAUGUGAUUGCAUUCAUUUGCUUCCUGUUCGUGCUCGGUAACUUCUGGGGCUUCAUCGAGAGCUUCUUGUUCCUGUACCUCAAGGAACUGGGAGCUCCCAACUACCUGCUGGGCAUCACCAUCACCGUGGGCACCGUGAGCAGUAUUCCCUUCCUGUAUGGUGCGGAGAAAAUCACACGGAUCUUUGGGCACGUUAAUUUGAUUAUCAUCGCGUUCUUCUCGCACGCGGGUCGCCUGGUGGGCUACUCCUUCAUCGAGAAUGCCUGGUGGUGUUUUCCGUUCGAGGCCAUGGAGUCGUUAUCCUGUCAUCUCAUGUGGGUGGCUGCGGCGACCUACUGCUCGAUCCUGGCCCCGAAAAGUUUGCUGGCCACUCUGAUUGGUGUCCUGGGCAUGGCACAUUUCAGUUUGGGGCGCGGCAGUGGCAGUUUCACUGGAGGACUCCUCAUUGGUCAGUUCGGCACUCGAGAUGCCUUUCGGUACAUGGGCCUGCUGGCGGUGGUCGGAGGAAUCGCCUACGGGCUGCUCCACCUUAUUUGGCUGCGGAAAUUCGAUCAUACCACGGAGGAGUCCGAGGAGGAGGUCGAGGCAGUGGAGGCGGGAGAAACGGAGAAGCUCACCGAACCCGCCACAAAGGAGCAGGGCACUUCUAUGUCCUUGGAGCGACUGAGUCUGAUGAUUAAGUACAAUCAGAUUGGCAGUUUGUCGUCGCUGCCGCGGGGAUCGCGGGCCGAUAUCCAUGACCAUCUGUCCGUGCGACGCAGCAGCUACAACGUGGAGACUUUGAGGGGGGUUCCCCGGCACGGGAACAUCGGGAGCGCCUCCAAAGUGGAUAUCCUGCGCUCCGCGCUGGAGAUUAAUCACAAGUCCUCGAACAAUUCGAUGCUGAGCAAGGCCGAUAACAAGACGUCGAAUCAAUCAUUGGGUCGCAAUCGGGCCGACAGUGCCCCGAAAUUGAAUCACAGCAAUCUCAAGAAUAUUUCACAGCCCGCCUUGGAGGGCGUGGUCCUGGAGGAUCAAGAGGGUCGCAAGGUCAUUCCGGAGGAGACGGAGUUGCACUCCUCGAAAACCACCGUGGAUUUAGGGGAGGAGAAGGCGGAAUCGCCGCCACAGCAGCAACCGCAGGCAAAUGGAAAUGGGAAAAGUCCGCCGUUGCAGCAGGAUGAUGAAAAAUCCAAUGCCACUUGAUGGACUGCCAACCCAACUCUCUGACCUGCCACACGUGGCGUAUGAGUGAUAUUAACAAACCGAAUGCGAGAUAAAUGAAGAGAAAUAUGAAAUUGAUAAACGAGAACUAUUGUUUAGUUGUACAUGUGUGGUUUAUGUUAUAUAAAUGUGUAUGUCUAUGUAUAAAUUAUGCAAGAAGAGAAAAACUGAAUAAACUAAAAACUGUUGAAAACACAA